Punica granatum (pomegranate) is the source of this 1513-nucleotide messenger RNA. NCBI's taxonomy places the organism in Eukaryota, Viridiplantae, Streptophyta, Magnoliopsida, Myrtales, Lythraceae. The record is from RefSeq and is a predicted model, not a curated record.
CCCGACGUCCGAUCUCUCACGCCCAAGGCACCGAAAGACUGAAUUCACACCCACUUUGCCCAUUUCUCCUCCCUCGGCCUCACUCUCCGCCAUAACUCCACAGAGAGAGAGAGAGGCGGAGAUCACGGUAGUUUACGUUCACGGUUCAUCAUUCUGGAAACACCUACCGGUGGAGGUAAUCUCAUAUGGCAAUCUGUCCCCUGUUCAAUGAUCAGGUUUAAAGUACAGAGAGCCAGGAGCACAGGUUGUCUCACUGGCAUCGUUUUGAGGGCCAGUUCUGGGCUUCAUGAUGUCUCUUCGAUCGUUUAGUUUCUUGAGCCAGUUUUGAUCUUGUUCUCUGGAUGUUGUGGUGUGGGUGGUGCCUUCCAUCCUUUUGCCAUCAGAAUGUGGAACUUUGCACCCAACUGCAACAGUGGACACGGUAGGUCUAAAAGUGACCGGAAAUUGAUGCAAGCUGCAGGAGAAUGCUCGGACGACGAGGUUUCUUCCAUUGCGAGUAGAGAUGAGGGGCUUGAGUGUCCAAUAUGCUGGGAGUUAUUCAAUGUCGUUGAGAACGUGCCCUACGUGUUAUGGUGUGGCCACACCCUCUGCAAAAAUUGUAUCAUAGGACUGCAGUGGGCAGUAGUGAAAUUCCCAACUCUUCCAAUUCAGCUUCCUCUAUUUAUCUCAUGCCCGUGGUGCAAUCUUCUGUCCUUUCGUCUGGUUUACAAGGGCAACCUCAGGUUCCCGCGCAAGAACUAUUUCCUGCUGUGGAUGGUCGAGAACAUGAAUGGCGACAGAGGGAUAUCAUCGUCAUCCUUCAGAGAAGAUCACCAGCCUGCAUGGUCAUCAGGAAGCAAUGUGGCUUCAGGAAGUCGAGCGAGCAGGAGCAACUUGAGGAGGGGACAGAAUGCUCAUCAUAGCGAGCCAUCAGGUUCUAAUCACAAUCACCAUCCCAUCACUGCUCAUCUCAGCAUUGAAAGAGUACAGUCUGCGAUGCGGAAAUCCUUGGUUUUCUUUGUUCACAUGACAGCAAAGUUCCCUCUGGUGAUCAUCUUCCUUCUGAUCGUGAUAUAUGCAAUACCAGCUAGUGCGGCCAUCUUAGCCCUGUACAUGCUCAUUACCGUUCUCUUUGCUCUCCCAUCAUUCCUCAUACUGUACUUUGCGUAUCCCAGUCUGGAUUGGCUCGUCAGAGAGAUCAUUACCUGAUCUGAAGAUGCUUCCACCUACCGACCAUUCAGCUUGUUUAAAAUAUGCACAUCAUCGAUGUUGUAAUUUGACGAAUUCACUACUUCAAAGUCAAGUUGGGUUGUGCUGUUUUAGAGUUGUUAUUGUAUUUGAUCAUCUCUGUACAGUAUUGUUGGUUGAAGUGGCUUUGCAAAUUUACAGACCUCUGUUAGGGCAUAUAUUAUGAAAAGCUCAGAGUUUGUAGAGGAUGAUGGUGUCUAUGGAAUUUAUGGACCAUAUGAAGUGGGUAUGUUGUGAGUGGUCAUCCAUGUUAUCAGAAGAUGCAAUUUGAGUUAUCUAUUUGGUC